CGAAAAGGCAAAUAACUACGACCUUGUCCUAUCUUGAAAAAUAUUAGCAGCAUUAGCAGAAAACUUGAACCUGAAGCUAGAGGAGUACUAGAUCUAGUUACACGCACAUUCAUAGAUGGAACAAGAACAAGAUGUUUCUUAGAGGAAUGUUCGGCGAGCAAGAGGAGCCAGAAGCUCCAAGCAGGAAGGAGGCAACUUUCGCAGAAGUCAUCUCUUUAUCUAGCCCGCCGGUGGGAGCGAAUAAACAGCAGAUGAGUGCACCUCUGGGUCUGGUAGACGUAUGCGACUCGCUAAGUUACGACUCGAGUCAAUUUCUCUGUUGCUGACACGAACAUGAUUUGCGAGUUUCCUUAUAAAAACAACAUGCGAAGUAGUGUUGUCUUCCUCUCGCAAAAAAUUGAUUGUCCUCCCGCCCUAGUAGAGAUACUGGCAUUUUUACAAACUACCAGAGGUGGCUAUUUGUUUCCUUGUUCUAUGUCCAGCUAGAUUGAAGUCCACAUUCUAGAAGCUUUCUCUCCUCCUCCUUCCAGUUACAAUCAUCCGUAGCCAUUUUGGCUCAAGGAACUUCAUAAUAUUUUCCCCUUUGGCUUAGAGGUGUGCUGCAGAUCUUGAUUGGCUUCUUCCUUUUUAUAAGGAUGAGGUUUACGCCCAGCGACCCUUCAAGCACAUAUGUAAAACAACCGGCUCGCUUUCACCUCACCAAAUCUAGGCUUAUCCCGUGCAACGAAAUCAUCAUUGAUCAUUUUCUAAGCAAAAACGCUAGCCCUUCCAGACCUAGAAUCCGAAGUGCGGAGAUUGGAGGAGUCUUUGGAAUACACAAACGAGGCGAUUGAGGAGCAAGAGCAAAUGCUGGAGGCAGUGAAAACUGCUCAUAAGACUCGAAUGAACAACCUGGUUGCAGAAGCGCGUAAGCGGAAAAAAAAGAGGCGCUCGAUGGAAGGAGUAGAUGACAUGUAUGGACCACUUCUACACCCACGCACACAGCGGCAGCUGAAAGUUCUGAGUUCUAGGCUCAGACUGUUUUUCAUUUCCUGUAAAAAGAAUAUUAAGUAUGUCUUUGGUCUUCCUCGGUCUAUCCUAUUAAUUUACUGGGUAGUUUCACUUUCAUCUGGAAACAAGUCCAAACAUUUUCAGGAGUUCUUUUCAGAGCACUAGUUGGUAUAACAAGACGAUUCCCCUCCUCUCGUUUUUUCAUUUCAUUGAGCGGUGGAAGAUUCUAUCGCAAGCCUACAGGACUCGGAGUUCAGUAUGCAAGAGCCAGCAGCGAAAUCAACGAAGACCUUGAAAGAACGAAUUGAAACGGUAAUAUGUAGCCAUGAUAUCUUGUAGUUUGUUCUGUAGAAGAAAGACAUCGUGCCCGUGAAACGAUAUUAAGUACUAGUAAUUUGAACUGCAACUGGUUUAUUACUGAAAGUAGAUGAAUAUGAUUGCAAGCAAUGUUUAUGUUUAUAUCAGAUUGUUUCCUACCUCCAAGCAUUCUGCUCCUGCUCACGACUACAGAUCCUUUCAAGGCCUAUAUGCUAUGCCUUGGAGGGUACUGCGGCUAACGCUUCCUCCACUGGUGGGAACUCCAGUACGCGGCUACAGCUCGAUCGCCCUCUUUACGAGUCCCUACUUCGACGAGUUCGUGGCAAGGAAGAGGAAAUCUCGCGAUUGCAGAAACUGAUGCACGACUCAGAGCGUCUGGAUUUGGUCAUAUCCCAAGUAAGACGAAAAGGAGGUGGAAGGUACUACUGGAACAACGUCUUUGCUCUUGAUUAAAGGAUUAAACUAAUUUGUUUUGAGAUGGUACGGGCGCCGCGAGCGCGACACGUGCGAGGCAAUAGGGUCACGCGCGAACAUAAUAAUGAUGAUAAAAAUAAUAAUAACAACUUGAUGUUGCUGUUGACUUAUUGAUCCUGCUGUACUACAACUUUUCUCGAGCAAUUAAUACGUACAACAGCCAUCAAAGUACCCCAACAUUUCCUCACUCUCACACAGUUCCGACUAUCAUCGCUCCAUGGAGCCUUUGCAGGAGGAAUUCAAGCAGUUGAUUGAAACGUACGAAACCACCGUGGAAAGACUGAGAAAGUAUCCACCAGCAGGCGUGGUUGAGUCUCCUGAAGAUGCCUAGGAUACAACACAACACAGGAAAAAAGAUCUGCCAGGACGAGCAAAAAUGAUGACGUCAUAGUAGACAAAGCUAGAGACCUGCUGUUCUGAACAACAUUUGACGAAGGACGAAAACGACUAGGCAUUUAACGAACCAAAAUACCGUUACAUCACUGACGCAUGCAUAGUAAAAGUUGAAGAAACGGCGCGCUUGAGUUGUUCCAGUGGACACUGUUAUGACAAGUUUUCAUUUGCACAGCACAAAGAAAAUCAAUGAACAAGAGCAUCUGAAAACAGGAACAAGAACUGCCGCGCGGCAGUCUGCACUGAAAACUGUGCGAGAUUAAAUUUGUAUUGUUGUAUUGUAUGAACGUCUCUGAAAGAAGUUUCUCUAUUGCAUGCUCCGAUGUUGAAGUGCAUGGCGGUUGUUGCAUUGCCGACUCCGGAAAAGAAACUUGUCCGUGUUCCUUGUUAUGAAGUCAGACGGUGGACUACAGUACUGAUGUCCCUCCAUAUGCGAGUGCUCACGUCCAUCUAUUCUGCACAUUCCUCUCUGCUGCACCAGAUUCAUGACGAGAGUACCUUGCAGUUGCAGUGACUCGAUGUAGUGUGUGAUGAAUCCGCUGGUAGUGUUUUAUCACUACUUCCCUAAACAUCAACACGUCAUCUUCUACGGCGCAUGAUUGCACUACCUCAAUCUCUGCAUGAGAUGGAGUUCUACUUGCUCUCGGUCUACUUUCCUACUUCAAAC
Amoebophrya sp. A25 is the source of this 2842-nucleotide messenger RNA. Lineage: Eukaryota; Dinophyceae; Syndiniales; Amoebophryaceae. The record is from the annotation of a GenBank genome assembly.